Molecule: messenger RNA, 1914 nt
Organism: Cyphellophora europaea CBS 101466
Lineage: Eukaryota; Fungi; Ascomycota; Eurotiomycetes; Chaetothyriales; Cyphellophoraceae
Exons: 3
Coding region: 1-1914 (637 amino acids)
Source: RefSeq, a predicted model, not a curated record
AUGUCUCUUGUAGAAAGCAGCAAAGUUCACACCGGUUUCUGGAUCAACCGCUCACGCGACCCUAUUCUCGGUGCCACUUUGACUCUCAAAUCUGAAUAUGGUGCUGUCAUUGUCGCUCUCAGCGCUAUCCUUGUCGGUGUAGCAUCCACGUGCGUUUUCGAAAUCAUUUGUUUCGUAUGGCAUCAAUUACGAGCACGAAAGCCUAACACGACGAUGGUCUGGCGUCAGCAGCAGGUGACGCUGAGGAACACGAUACCGCCUGUGGCAGUGAUUUGGGAUCUCUUGUCUACGGGCUGGAAGUCUAGAGCCUCAAGCUAUACUUCUUGGACCAAAAACCUCUUCUCAGCGACACUGGUGGCCUUUUAUCUCGCCGCAACUUUCGCAGCGAGUCUGUACUCUUCAGCCAUUCUCGAUAGCUCCAAUGUGGAAGUCUCAAUCAGCAGCUCGUCAUGUGGCAUGUGGAAGAGCAUCUACGAAGUUGCAUCCAACAUCGAGAUUGACGAUUUCGUCGUUGCUUCCGGUACAGCGUUGAGCAACGUUAUCAGCGAAAGUAUCAACUAUCAAAGGGCAUGCUACCACGACACCUCAGGCGCAGCUUCGGCUUGCAACACGUUUACAGUGCCAUCGGUAGCUCCCAAUGUUGACAAAAAUGCGGCCUGCCCCUUUUCUGCUUCAAUCUGCUUUGCGAAUCAAGAGAGUGUGAAAAUUGAUUCAGGAAGGCUUAACUCCAAUCACUUCCUCGGCAUCAACUCCUUGUCCAGUUUGGACUUGAGAAAGGUCACAGAAUGCUCGCCUUUGACACAGUCUGGCCACGAACGAUGGACGAGUACGGAAGAAGUGCAACAAUCCUGGCCCAAUGCCAUACCUCUGGACGGAGACUCUUAUGUCAUGCUAGACUAUGGCAACCAGACGUCUUUUCCAUGGACUUGGCUUGGCAACAAAGCGCGAAUGAAUAGCACUCCAAGCUACACUAUGGAUCAAUCUAACACCGUCAGCUGGAUGUACAGCUUCCCAGGCUUCGACGACAACUCGACAUUCGUGCCCAUUCCUGAAUUACAAAGGCACGACGCAGACCUCACGCUCCUCUUCUUAUCUUCAAACAAGAUAUACUUCAAGUCAGUCUCUGAUGAUCCUUUCUUCGCGGCGCACCAGCCCUUUGUGAUGCCAGGUCUCUACGGGAACGAGACAAUGUACCAUGCCGACAACGCUGCCAACGUAUUGGGUUGCACCGAACAGUACCAGUUUUGCACCUUGAGAUCCUGCACAAGCCUGGCCGGAAUUCUCUCGGCUCCAGGAUCAAUCGCCGAACUGAACCUGUCUGCAAUUCAGCUUGCAAUAUUCCACAUCCUCUACCAAUCAAUCUACAACCAGGUCUCAUCCGUCGCCGCCAUCGCCAACGCACAAACACCCAACCUCCUCGCCCAGCAACGUAUGUUCAGCGGACAAAUGCAACUUCCUCUGCCCUCAGACCAAUGGAAGUUAGAGGUCCUUGACUGGCACGCUACCGUCAUGGCCAUGCUUCAAUACUCAAUCGCCAACUUCGCCACCGGCCCCACGCACUCCGACUGGGAACAAUACAUUGAGCCCCCCACGGGAGCGCUCAAGGACUUGUGCGGCAACGUCCGAGUGCGAGCGAACGGAAGCCACGCUAACGUUAGUGUAUUCGGGCUGAGCUUCGUCAUCGCCUUCUGCGGGCUCGCAGUUCUACUGGACGUGAUGCUCCUGAGAAGCGGUGCUUGGGUGGGCCGGUGGACUCCGGGCAUCAGCGGCACGUGGCAGGCAUGGGAGGACGAUGACUUGUUUGAGCUGCUGGCGAGAGCUGAUGGGGCGCGAGACAAACUUGAUGAAGAGAAACAGCAGGGAGAAGAAACACCUGCUAGGGCUGAGUUCCGGUGGGAGCCUGUCAUACGUUGA